This is a messenger RNA of Aspergillus niger, 2625 nucleotides long. RefSeq lists its product as uncharacterized. Gene Ontology annotation, cellular component: nucleus. The transcript has 7 exons. The coding region runs from base 1 to 2625 and encodes 874 amino acids. The record is from RefSeq and is a predicted model, not a curated record. Gene Ontology annotation, molecular function: DNA helicase activity; ATP binding; hydrolase activity, acting on acid anhydrides, in phosphorus-containing anhydrides. Lineage: Eukaryota; Fungi; Ascomycota; Eurotiomycetes; Eurotiales; Aspergillaceae. Gene Ontology annotation, biological process: establishment of sister chromatid cohesion; nucleobase-containing compound metabolic process.
AUGGAACUCCAGCGUAACGAUUUCCACCAUCCUUAUUCGCCUUAUGACAUCCAACUGCAGUUGAUGCGGGCGCUAUACUCUUGUCUCGAACAAGGAAAAGUUGCUGUUUUCGAGUCACCUACUGGAACUGGAAAAUCCCUAAGUUUGAUAUGUGGUUCCUUGACGUGGCUGCGAGAUCACAAGCGUUCCGCCUUCCAGACGGCGGUUGACAAUGCUACAUGCGAUGAUGACGAACCUGAAUGGAUGCUGGAUUUUGCCAGGCGUGAGUCGAGCCGGAUGAUGACCGAGAAGAGGAAGGAGCUUGAAGAGAGACUAGAAAAGACGAGAAAGGAAGAAGAGCAGCAGAGGAUUGCGCUAGAGAACCCCGAAGGACCCCGGAAAAAGCAGAAAUAUAGUAUACCAUUAACUGAAUCUGGUGGGCUAAGUGAAGACCAGUUUGCGCUGGAUGACUACGACAGCGAAAAUGAAGAGCAUAGCAAACCGCGGGAUGAGCUGGCCCAUACUAGCGAACUAUCUCCUAGUACACUUGAAUUGUUGGAACGAUUUAAAGGACAGAUCUCGACCGCCAAGCCAGGAAGUGACGAUGCAGACAAUGACGAAGUCAAGAUUUUUUAUUGCUCCCGGACGCACUCCCAGUUAACCCAAUUUGCUGGUGAACUGAGACGCGUCAAAAUGCCAUGGAGCAUACCGAAGGACCUUUUGAGUACUGACUUGACAGGAGAAGAAGAACUCGAGGAGCGUGUGAAGCAUGUCACUCUUGGUUCUCGGAAGAACCUCUGCAUUAAUCCCCGUGUCAGUUCAUUGGAAAAUGCAACAGCCAUUAAUGAGCGUUGUUUAGAUCUACAGCAGCCCAAUGUGAAUCCUCAGCAUAGAUGUCCAUUUCUGCCUUCCAAAGAAGAUGAAAGACAGGUACUUCAAUUCCGAGACCAUGCAUUAUCAACAGUGAAAGACAUUGAGGACUUGGGAAAGCUUGGCAAGAAGAUUGGAAUAUGCCCCUAUUAUGCAUCUCGCUCUGUUGUUAAGGAUAGUGAGGUUUGUUGCCUUCGAGCCCGAUCUUCAAUUGACCUAGUACCUGAUGAAUGGCAGAUUGUGACACUGCCAUAUCCCUUGCUAUUGCAACGCUCAGCGAGAGAGGCUCUUAAUUCAUCUGUCAAGGGGCAUGUCAUAAUAAUCGACGAAGCUCACAAUUUGAUGGACGCAAUAUCCAACAUACACUCGGUAACGGUGACGCUUUCACAAUUGCAGACAUCCCUUUCUCAAUUGACAAUCUAUGGCCGCAAAUUCAAAACUCGCUUGAAGGGGAAAAACAGAAGCUAUGUUGCUCAAGUUAUCCGGCUUCUCAGUUCAAUCGCUGCUCAUCUUCGGUCGCUCCUUGAGAGCGGAAAGGCACCGGAGGGUCCUGUUCUGAUAUCUGAACUCAUGUCCGGAAAGGGGGUUGAUCAGAUCAAUCCUUAUAAACUAAGUCGAUAUUUACAAGAAAGCAAAUUAGCAAGGAAAGUUGAUGGAUAUGUUGAGUUCACUAGAGAUCCCUCGGAUAAGCAGGCGUCAAGGAGUCCCACAGUUCCUGUACUGUUUCACAUACAGGGAUUUCUUCUGUCUUUGAUGAACCCCUCUGCCGAAGGGCGAUUGUUCUACUCAAAGGAACAGGGAGAUAUCCAAUUGAAGUACAUGCUUCUAGACCCUACUAAUCAAUUUCGGGAGCUUGUGGAGGAUGCAAGAGCCAUCAUACUGGCUGGCGGGACUAUGUCACCCAUGACAGACUACAUGAACCAUCUCUUCUCGUACGUCCCAGCUAGUCGUCUAGACACGUUCAGCUACGGCCAUGUCAUACCACCUGAAAAUCUGAUCGCCCACACACUGGUGCGGGGUGUUCAAGGCUCAGAAUUUGAUUUUACCUAUGAUGCCCGUGACUCUGAAAAAAUGAUCAUGGAUCUCGGGCGGACGAUAGCUACCCUCUGCCAUGUCAUCCCUGACGGUGUAGUAGCAUUCUUUCCCAGCUACGAUUACCUUGGCCGGGUCUUGAACAUCUGGAAGAAGCCAAUGCUGGGCGAGCAAGGCCAGACUGUGUAUAACUUGAUUGGGCAGAAGAAGCCCAUCCUGUCCGAGUCCCGGGACAUGACAGUUACUACUGAGGAGCUGCUCCAUACAUACGCGAACACCGUUGAUUCUGGCAGGGGUGCGCUUCUCCUGUCCGUUGUGGGCGGCAAGCUGUCAGAGGGAAUCAAUUUCUCUGACAAACUCGGACGGGGUGUGUUGAUUGUGGGACUGCCCUUUCCGAAUAUACGGAGUGCAGUUUGGCAAGCCAAGAUACAGUAUAUUGAGCAAAAAACACACCAGCAGGCUACAGGCUCAGAGGCAAGCCGGCAAUUAGCAGCAAAAGCAGCAGGGAGGGACUUCUAUGAGAACUCCUGCAUGCGAGCAGUGAACCAGUGUAUUGGGCGAGCCAUUAGGCACCGUAACGACUAUGCGGCGAUUGUUCUCGUUGACAGACGUUAUGAAAAACCCGGUAUCCAAGCGAAGCUACCGGCUUGGAUCAAACAGAGUAUGGUAGGCAGUUCGGUUCAACGACCUGCCGGUGCUACAGUUCAGAGUUUAGCGAAGUUUUUUGCCAGUAAAUCAACCUGA